Molecule: messenger RNA, 1089 nt
Organism: Cylindrotheca closterium
Lineage: Eukaryota; Bacillariophyta; Bacillariophyceae; Bacillariales; Bacillariaceae
Source: the annotation of a GenBank genome assembly
AUGAGCCAUUCAAUAAACCGACGUACGACAAGAAUGAUUGAAUCUAUAUUUAUUCAUCUCUGUUUUCUUCGGCACGCACGCACACCCCCUCAUCUUCCCCGCAAACAAGAUCCCUUCGCGGAUGAGAGGGGCGAUGAUCAUUAUGAAGCACGAAGAAUAAGUGUUACUUUUGGACUUUUUUCAUCAGAGAAUCAUAAUGACGAAAUCUCUUCCGACCAAAGCUCCGCAGGACAACCCGUUGAUCGUCGGCCCCCUCUUCCUGCAGCUGGAAAUCCUAAAGCCGGUGGCCUCAAUCACAAACGAGAAGAAACAAUUGACCAGGAUGAACGAAGACGACUAACUCUAGCGACCAAAUUGAAGACACUUGCACCGGAGCAUCCGUAUACUUCAUCGUAUCGCGAAAUAGGAAAUUACUUGCAAGGUCAAGGCCGAUUAGAAGAAGCCAUGCAGCAAUACCACAUAGAACUUCAGAUCAAUCUGGGGUCAUUUGGACUGAUGCAUUCUGAAACCGCAACAACAUGUUUUUGUAUUGGAACCGUCUUGUGUGAGCACGGCAAGCGCGAGGAGGCCUUGGAGCAAUAUCAACUGGCGCUUGCGAUCAGACUGACGACUCUUGGACCACAUCAUGCCGAAAUUGGUUCGACGUGUCACGCAAUUGGAGUAGUCUUGGGCAAGCAAGGCAAGUUGGAAGAAGCUCUGGAGCAACUUAAGAAGGCACUUGCUAUCAGAUUGCAAGCAUUUGGACCACAUCACACCAAAACAGGUGCAACAUAUGAAGCAAUAGGAGUCGUCUUGGGCAAUCAAUUCAAGUUCGAGGAAGCUCUGCAGCCAUUUCGAAUGGCGCUUGCUAUCAACAUGAAGGCAUUUGGACCAAAACAUCCAUUCACGGCAUGCACAUAUCAGAACCUAAGACUGGCUUUGAAAAUCCAUUGCAUGUGGGAGGUAGUUUGUCAAAAAAUCGAAAAGGCUCUUGCAAUCAAUAAGUGGGGGGCACUCUUAAGAGUUUUAAACAAAAAGCGAUUGGGGGGCACUCUUAAGCGUUUUCAACAAAAAGCGAUUGAGAUGGAAUUGAAGGCAUUCGGACACUAA